AUGUUAAUGAUUCAUUUUUGUUACGUAGAACAUUUGGAUUUUGUAAAUACCGUAGAAACAGAUCUCGAACUUAGCCAAUUUAAGCAGUUGGGACAUGAUUAUAUUUGAUACCAAAGUCUUACGGAUGUGCCUAAGGCUUUAACUUAUUCAGAAGAUGUAAAAGAUUACUCCAAUUAUAUGACGGAACCACUGUGCGACGUAUUAAAUGAGAUUCGUAAUAAUACAAAUCUUUAUUCUUUGUGUCAACUUUACGGUAUUGUGUUAAAACGAAAGGGUGUUGAUUACAAAAUUAAUGGAAUAACAGUUUGCGAUCAUUUGAGAUCAGUAUACCAACAAGCUGGCAGUCUUAGAUAUUGGAUAGUUGUUCGUUACGGCAGCAGCUUAUUGAAUCAUACAGUUGACAGUAUCAGCCCUUUCAUCACAGGUGUUCUUGUUAAAGGAAAGCAGAUAACAGUUGGAGUAAUCGGACACGAAGAAACAGUAUUUAAUAAACCAAUGACACCAACAGAAAUCCAGUCAGUUAUGUAUUCUACUAUUCAGCCACAUAACGUGGUGCAAGCUGUACUUCAACAAGAGGUUCUUUUAUACUGUGGUAGACUUAUUGGAAGGGAUCUAGAAAUGUUUAAAGGAAUAUUAAAAAUUCGUAUUGGAUGGGUUUUAGAAGCAAUGAAAGUUUACUUACAAAUGUUCGUUAAAGAUUCUAAACCAAUUGAUGAUUACAGCCCUUACGAAAUUCAUCGAUUGUUAAUAAAAGUAUUAACGGUUAAAGAUUGGGCUAAAAGCGAAUGCCUUACAGUUUUGGAGCGCAGAAAAAUUGAAGGUUGCCUAUGCAGAGUACCUGUACAUUUUUAUAAUAACGUCUGGGAAGUACUGUUACGCUGUCCAGGUGGUAUCAGUGUUAAUGGAGAAGAAUUACCUCAACAACGCACUCUAUUUAACAUGAGUAGGUCAGAAAUUACGCUUGCUCUGCUUGUUGAAUCGUUGCUUCAUCACAUACAAUUACCAGAAUAUCGUCAAAUUAUUGUAGAGCUACUUACUACAGUCUCAGCAAUUUUACUUCGAAAUCCAGAGUUGAGUUUUCAGAAACAACUAAAUCUCAACGAACUCGUUGAAAAUGGCUUCCAAAUAUACUGUAAGGAUCAUAAUUUGGAGAAAGCUACUGAUAAAACUGCUUUCUUUUCCGCCCACCAUUUGAUAACUACAGGAUAUCUCGCUAGGGCUGUAGUUUAAUUACAGGAUGUUUUUCAACUACUCGCGACAUUGACGAUGCAAUUGAAAAUACCGAAUCAUGCAAAAUUUCAUAAUCGUAUAGAAUUGAUUCCCGUAAAAAAAAAGAAUUAUAUCCUUUUUAAAUGCGUCGAACAAAAUUAUAUUUAUUAUAUAAGAAUGUUACCAUAUUUGCUGAAUAUAUCUAUAUUUCUUAAUUAUAGCAGAGUUGUUCUUACAAGCACAACGACAUACAAAAGUACUAGUAUCCUUGUCUAAAAAUUCGUAUUCGUGAAGUGAAAUUGAUUUGAAUAACGUUAUUACACACUUAUUAUAUGCUAAAAUUAUCAUAUAAUAAAAUUAUCAGUUGUUAUUCACGAAUUAAUUUUGUAUAUAUACAUAUAUUUAAAGAAUGAAUUAUUCGACUGUAUUAACUUGAUAACAGUAACAAACUAAAUAGUAGAAUAGUACAAGUAUAAUAAGUCUUAUGAUUAAAUCAUAAGACCUAUUGACGUAUUGAUUGAUUUUUUUAUAUAUAUUGCAGUUUAUGUUCGUUUCUAUCAUUUCGAUGAGACGGAAACGGCUUUAUACAAUAAUAAUCUGAAAACUGCAACGUUUCUGGAAAUAAUCCUUACCUGGUUUCAUAAAGGAGGGUGUGUUAAAUAUAUUCACCUUAUUAUUAUUUGGAAUGUUGGAUUUUGUGGAAUCUGAACGAUACCCCUUGUCAGACAAAGGAAAUUUUGAAAAUAGCUUCAUUUACUGCAUCAUUAUUUUUGUCUAGACAUUAUGUACCGUGGUUAUUAAUGGAAGGACUGAUUC
Molecule: messenger RNA, 2025 nt
Organism: Hylaeus volcanicus
Lineage: Eukaryota; Metazoa; Arthropoda; Insecta; Hymenoptera; Colletidae
Product: probable phosphorylase b kinase regulatory subunit beta
Exons: 8
Biological process (GO): glycogen metabolic process
Cellular component (GO): phosphorylase kinase complex
Molecular function (GO): calmodulin binding
Source: RefSeq, a predicted model, not a curated record